AAAUAAAAAACUUUUGGUAAUUCAAAAAAAAAGGUUUACUUAACGGUUUGCAAUUGACUGAAAAAAGUAUAUCAGAAAAAAACGAGAACAAUAUCAACAAAAUGGAGCAAUUAAUGGGAACAAGUAGUCAAAUGACCAGUAAAUCGUUUUUCGAGUCAAAGACAAUCUAUGAAAGAGAUAAUAUGUUGACAUCUGUUUACGACCAGCUCUGUCACGACGAAUGGUUUACCAAAAAGCUAACAGAAGUUCAACGAAUUCAAUAUCUAUUAACCAGUGUUUGGCCGUUGGCUUCGGCUCGUCAUUGGACCUAUCAAUUGGCCACCGAUUAUGAGCACUUUCACUGCAAGUCGACUGAAAGAUCGGCUCAAUUUCGGAUUCAGGCCGACAGCUGUAUAGCGAAUAACGAUUAUCAAUCGGCUCUCAUUUUCGCAUCAAAAUCCAUAAUGAGUGCUCCAUUUCCAUCCGAUAUGAACGGCCAGUCCAACCAAUUAGCCAUUGCUUACGGCUACCGAUCGCUUAUCAAUUAUCUGGUCUACGACUUUGAGAUGGCAUUGUUUGACGCCGACAAAUCCAUCCAGUUUUGGGAGACAUACGAUAUACUUAUCCACAAAGUCCAGUGUCUGCAACAACUGAAACGUUUCGAUGAAGCCAUUGCUGUCAUUGACUACAUUCAGUCAAAUUCAUUUCUGAAUGAAUCCGCAGAGAAGAACACUUAUGAAGAAUUGGCAAAAUUUAGACAUCAGAUACAAGAAGAAUGGAAUUUGUUUAACGGCGGACACAAACUGAUCGCUAAAGAGAUGGGAUCAACUGUCAAAAAGUCUGGCCUAAAGAAUGCAGAAGACUUACAGGACUUAGAAGAAUCCGUACCCUUUUGGUUGCAUCCGAAUUGCCAGUUGAAGAUCAGUGACAAAAAGGGCCGAUAUAUGGUGGCCAGUGAACCGAUACCAAUGGAAAGUAUUAUUUUAGUGGAACGACCGAUAAGUAAAAUACUAUACUAUCAGAGUAUCAAUCACUGUACCAAUUGUUUCAAAUAUAUUGGCAAUCGAUUCAUACCGUGUCGGGGAUGCGAUGAAGUGAUCUUUUGUGACGAACAGUGUUACGCCAAAGCAUACAAAAGCUAUCAUCAGUACGAAUGUGGUAUUACUGGUCUCUUACUUGAGCUCAACAGUGCCUUUCUUCACACAUAUCGUAUGUUCAGUCGAUUUGGUCACAAAACGAGUGUCCAAUCUCUCAAAGAAGGUCAUCAAUUUGAUUAUCACGAGCACAUAGCAAACCAACAGAUGGCAGACAAGACAUCUAACGACUGGUCUUUACCCGAAAAGUUCCCAAAAAAAUCAGAUGAGAAUGAAAAGCAAAUAUACAAGUCUUUUAUGGGCCUCUCAGACAACGGAUCAAAGUUUGAGCCAACUCUUGCACUCUACCAGAGUUUUCGGGCCAUCGAUUGCGCACUAUUGUUGAAUUGGCGGAGACUGUUAGACAAGAAUUUCAACAGUCACAGCAUCAAAGAGUUUGCCAAAUUGGCGCAUCAAUUGGCGACAAUUGUGCGCAAAGUCAAUGUCAAUGUCUUUGGCUGGAAUGGUACGGAUCCGGCGGUUAAAGGCAUGCAUAAAGCCUCUGCCGUUUGUGUAAUGACUUCGCUGAUUAACCACAGCUGCGAACCCAAUGCUUUUUGGCAUAUCUCAGACAACGGUCUCAUGACCUGCAAAGUCAUUCGCAAUAUUGAAGCCAACACAGAGAUCAACGUCACAUACGGACCGUCAGUCUAUACGACAUCGUUCAUCGAUAGACAGAAGCGCUUGAAGUUAGUCUACUUCUUUGACUGUAACUGUUGGUCAUGUCUUCGCCAGUCUGGUGAAGAAUUGAAUAUCCGGUGUCGACAAUGUAGCGGACCGUUGAUCUGUACAUACAUUUAUCAAAAUCAGCCGAUAUGUUGUCUUCGUUGUGGUCAACCCAUGCAUGACUACCUCGAUGUCUACUCUAAAGUCGAAAAAAAUAAGAUUCAAUUCGACAAUUCGAUAACCAAAUUGAAUGCCGAUUGGAGCGACCAGUCGGCUGUUUUCAGCGCUGAACAAGCUCUAAGCAAACUGUUAACCUUAGUAUCAAUGGACAGUUAUCCACUGAUGGCUCGCAUCUGUAGUUUGGUCCAAUAUUUCGCCUCAUGUCAGCAAUAUUUUAAAGUCAUCCAAUACGGCCAGUACUUUGCAUGGCGUUCGGACAUAAUGGUGGACGACCUGUUCCUAUGGGUGCAAUGGUACUACAUUUACAUCAAAAGACAACCGAAAAAGUCGAUCAGUGACCAGCACUGGAAGGAGGCGUUCAGAUUUUACCAAUUGUUGGUCUCAGAGUUGAAACAUCAGCGGACAAAGGCAUUAGAGGCACAAUCGGCAAAACCAGUGGACAAUUGCAUGAGUAGUAGUAGUCAGACGUUGUUGUCAUCAACAAACAGCCGUACUCUCGAUGGUGACGAUGACCACAAUAGAGUUAGCACAUGCUCUUCGGCCGAUCAAACCAUUGCUAUCAUUGAUAGCCAACUGAAUCGGGUCUACAAUGAAUACCAAAUGCUAUACAACAUUGGCUACAAAGCUAUUACUACUACACCAUCAGUAAAGUCUGUUUCUAAAGAGAUUCAGUAAUUAGCGUAAGAAUUGUAGAUCUGUUUGUUACCAAACUUAUGGCGCAAACAAAGUUAUUAUUUUUUUAAAAAAGUAAA
This is a messenger RNA of Oppia nitens, 2710 nucleotides long. Its product is annotated as SET and MYND domain-containing protein 4-like. The transcript is spliced from 2 exons. Gene Ontology annotation, molecular function: protein binding. The record is from RefSeq and is a predicted model, not a curated record. Bases 102 to 2633 code for a protein of 843 amino acids. Lineage: Eukaryota; Metazoa; Arthropoda; Arachnida; Sarcoptiformes; Oppiidae.